CUUAGCUGUCAAAACGACGUCGUUCCCAUGGUUCCUCCCUCUUUCUUGGAACCCCUUCUCACCGUCAAUUCUUCCCACCCUCUAUAUCACACUUCCCUUCUUCGCCCAAUUCAUCCCCAAAUUAAAAAAAAAAUCCAAUUUCUUCAAUUUAGAAAAAUUCAAUUUUAAUGGCGUCGAAAGAUCAGUCAAAUUUCCAUGAUUUCCUGCCCCUAAUGGCGGAGAAGCUCGGCGGCGACGGGCUGAUCGGAGAGCUCUGCAAUGGGUUCCGAUUACUGUCGGAUUCCGACAAAGGGGUGAUCACAUUCGAGAGUCUGAAGAAGAAUGCGGCGUGUUUAGGGCUUGAAGAAUUGUCCGAUGAGGAUCUUCUGGGAAUGCUGAAAGAAGGGGAUUUUGACGGAGAUGGAGCCCUAAAUCAGAUGGAGUUUUGUGUGCUGAUGUUCAGAUUGAGCCCUGAUUUGAUGGGUCAAUCUCUGUUUUUGUUGGAAGAAGCUCUUCUUCAAGACUCUAACUUUUCUUAAUCAUCGUCAUAUAUAUAUAUAUAUAUAUAUAUAUAUAUAUAUAUAUAUAUAUAUAUAUAUAUAUAUAUAUAUAUAUAUAUAUAUAUAUAUAUAUAUAUAUAUAUAUAUAUAUAUAUAUAUAUAUAUAUACAUAUGGUAUUUGUCUAAUUGAUCUGAUUUUGUUGAUGGAUUGUUUUAACUUGUUAUUUACCAGUUGGUUAUUGUAGUUGUUGUCUGGUGAUUAUAAAUUUCGAAUUGUAUACGGGAAAUUCGAUGGAAGAAUAAACGGAAUUUGUUUCGAUGUUUUUCGAUACUGCAUUA
Messenger RNA from Erythranthe guttata (spotted monkey flower), 818 nucleotides. Its product is annotated as calcium-binding protein KRP1. The record is from RefSeq and is a predicted model, not a curated record. Gene Ontology annotation, molecular function: calcium ion binding. Lineage: Eukaryota; Viridiplantae; Streptophyta; Magnoliopsida; Lamiales; Phrymaceae.